GCCUGUACGUGUUACGUAACGGUCACGUCUAUACGUGAGCGCCGUUUGAUCUUAAAGGAGACGCGACAGACACGCAAACGUUGCUUCGGCCGAGGUGGCGAAUGGAGCCGGAAAUGAGCGGGAUUUUAGCCUCCGGUCCCGGGAUGACAAGGACCACCAGAAACACUGGGUAUUGUUCGGGGGAGGCCGCAAAGCCAUCCCGGGGCUCGGGUUUAUCCUCCGCCUUAAUGAGAGUGAGUCAGAGGCGGGUGAAAGCUGAAGGAAGGGCCCCGGUUCCGGAUGGCACCGCGGGUUUCGGACCUGUUUUGAGAAAGCGGACUGUUCGUGGUUCCGUGGCGCCUAAACAGGCAAACAGGGCGAAUGAGCCGAAGGAGGAUGUCCGGACAAUGACGCCUAAAAAUCCCCCCCGUCAGCGUCGUGGGAGACCUGCUGACACACUUUGCAAAAGCAAAGAUGCCACGGGAACCGUGGAAAAGAUACCCACAGCUAAAAAGGCAUCCCUGCGCACUCCCAGAUCAAAGCUGUCCAAAUCAAGUACAGGCAAACAGAGACCCUCAACCCGAGCCUCCUACUCCACGCCACCAUCAGUAUGCAAAACUGAAUCAGAGGCGGAGACUCUAUCUUUUGGAUUGGAAAGGGGUACUCUGAAAGGAAAAGGGGUAAAGGAGAGACCAAGGCGCCAUCUGACAUUAAAACAGACAGACAGCAACAAAGAAGAGUCAGAAGAAGAGGAUGAGGAGAAUGAGAUUAAGGCUGAAGAGGUGCCAGAGAUUAGCUUGAAACUAGAAGAUGAGGUUGGAGAGGAGGCAGAGCCACCUAGGAAGAGGGGUAGGAGACGAAAGGAUGACAAAACCCCUCGGCUGCCCAAGAAAAGGAAGAAGCCCCCGGUGCAGUAUGUCCGCUGUGAGAUGGAAGGCUGUGGCACUGUCCUAGCCCACCCACGCUACUUACAGCACCACAUCAAAUACCAGCAUUUACUAAAGAAGAAGUAUGCGUGUAAUCACCCCUCGUGUGGUCGCCUGUUUCGUCUGCAGAAACAACUGCUCCGCCAUGCCAAGCACCAUACAGAUCAGAGGGACUAUAUUUGUGAGUACUGUGCCCGCGCUUUCAAAAGCUCCUAUAACCUGGCAGUGCACAGGAUGAUCCACACAGGAGAGAAGCCAAUACAGUGUGAGAUCUGUGGUUUUACCUGCCGCCAGAAGGCUUCCCUGAACUGGCACAUGAAGAAACAUGAUGCUGAAACUUUCUAUCAGUUCUCUUGCUCCAUCUGUGGCAAGAAAUUUGAAAAAAAGGACUGCGUGGUCGCCCACAAGGCCAAGAGCCACCCUGAAGUGGUCAUAGCUGAAGCCCAGGCAGUCAACACCAGCACUCUCCCAACCAGCCCCACCCCGGUUCUGGAGGCAGUCUCUGGGGUCGCUGCGCCUGCCCAACCCCCUGUUAGCGAGGACAACCAGGGAGCCAUCACGGGAGCCCACAUCCCCCUUCAGCAGGCAGUGCCGCCCCUUGCCCCACAGACUCAGCUACCCGCGUCCCCGAGCCAGCUCCAACAGCUGUCCCCACCUCACAUGGUGCAGGUGAAGCAAGAGCAGGAAACCACCACCCUGCUGUGUCUGACCAAUGCCACCACCUCUGCUGCUCAGCUCUCGAGCCCCAGCCAGCCCCAGCUCAUUCAGCUGACCAACCUGCCGCUGACAACAGUGACCACUGCACCUACCUCCACCGCAGACUUCCAGACCACCCUGCUGACCUUGAGCUCUGUUGCAACGUUCACCCCCACAGCCACCUUGAUUCCCCACCAGACAAUGGACUGGGCCAGGGAGGAUGGAAUGGUCCCGCAGCCAGAUGGAGAGGGGGUGCUGUGGGAGAGGGUGGUGGUGGGGGAGCAGCAGAAUACGGGGGAGAUGGUGUGGCAGGGAGAUGUGGAGAGGGGUAAGAAAGAUGGGGGAAUGGUUUGGGGCAGCGAGGUGGAGAGGCAGAUGCUGUUGGGGAGUGUUGACGUACAUGGGGAUAGCUUGAUCUAGAUGGAGAAAGAAAGGGGGGACAAUUGGGCGGGGAGUGAUCUGAUGUAAAGUCAUUUGAACACAAAAAAGUGGCAUUCAAAGAAAGUUGAAUCAGUUCAUCUGGAUACGUUUAUUGACAGAUACGUUUCAUCUCUCAUCUUAGUGACCUCUUCAGUCUAAACUGACUGCAGGUAUCCCCACCCUUAUAAACAAUAGUCAAUUCAAGUCAAUUUUAUUUGUAUAGCCCAAUAUCACAAAUUACAAAGCUGCCUCAGGGAGGCUUUACAGCAACACAACAUCCUGUCCUUACCCUCACAUCGGAUAAGGAACAACUCUCAAAAAAAAACCUUUUAGCAGGGAGGGAAAAAAAUUAGUCACAUGUCUGAGUGAGAGAAGGAUAUGUAGCGCCCCCAUGCCGCGGUGAUGGGCAUGAAACCUUAAAUUAACUAAACUCUCUUUUAGGGGUACCCUGGGUUCUUUUUAACCUUUUAACAACACAGUUGCAUAACGACCAAAACCAGUAAUCAGUUUCAUAUGCAAAUUGUCAUAACCAUUAACUAAAGUUUCAAUGGCCGUGUGUGCUUUUCACAGAGGAUUUGGGAAUGUUUGCAACCAGCAUUGUAAGAUGGCAACAGAUGUACUUUUAGCCCCCCCUCGGUUCAGGGAUAGUCGUUCCUUCUUCACAUAGAUGGCCUCUUUGUCGCCCCAUUCAAACCAACGUUCCUCCCCAUCAAGGAUGUGCACAUCCCCAUCCUUGAAAGAGUGGCCACUGGCCUGUAGAUGGGUGUAGACUGUGGAGUCCUGGCCUGACGUGUUAGCUCUUCUGAGUUGUGCCAUCCUCUUGACCAGCGUCCGUUUAGUUUCCCAGAUGUACAAGUCACAGCAGUCCUCCCAGCACUUAUUAGCAUACACUAUAUUGCUCUGUUUGUGCUGGGGACGCGAUCCUUGGGGUGGACCAAUUUCUGGCGCAGUGUGUUUUGGGGUUCGAAAGCAGCUGAGAUGUGAUGUUUGGAAAAUACGCGUCUCAACUUUUCCGACACUCCCGCCACAUACAGAAUCACACCACUGGUUUACACUUAGGCAGCUGUUGUCCUUCUCCUCUCUUCGAUUGGCUGGUGCUUUGUUUGGGCAUCUUCCUGGCUUUGACAAACGUCCAGUUAGGAUAACCACUUACCCAGGGCCAAUAAAUGUAUCCAGAUGAACUGAUUCAACUUUCUUUGAUUUUCUUACCUGGUUUAUUGAGCAUGCAUAAAGACAAAGAAGUGGCAUGUUUUGCCUAUUUGUAGGACUUGGUGACAGAAAUAUCAGAAGGAAAUGACGACAUUUGUUAAGCUUACGUUUAAAGAACAAUUAAAAUAUAAAUGAGUAAACUAUAGUUUUAUCUUUAUGGAGUGUAAUAACAACUUGCAUACUUAUGCAGCACUACUUGUUAUCAGGGAGUUUAAUUUCUGUCAGUAGCUUUUUGAUAAUUGACUAUUUUGCUAUUCAUUUAGCCUGUGUUGAUUCUGUCUGCCUGUGUGUCCAUGUGUGCUUAUGUGAAAGAGAGGACGAGCCAGAUGAAGAAAAGGAAAUGGUGUAAGAUGAUGGAAGGAAAAUGUGUGUAAGACAGGCAGCUUAAAGAUGCUGUAUUUUUUUUAUAUUGGUUUGUCGACAUUUGUUAGAGAUAUGUAGUCUUGAGAGUUGAUUGAUUAUAAUGCAAGAAAAAAAAUCACUAAUAUCCCCAAAGUAUUCCAAUCUUUUAAAUUUGCAUUUCUUUAUAGGCUAAGGUCAGUCACACUCAAGUUGACUAAUUUAUUUUCUGUGCUUUGCAUAUGCAUAAAUCUAACCUAAAGAAACUAGAUUUUUUUGUUAAAUUUUGUAGUUAUGCAGUUUCAGCAACACAAGUAUGGUUUGAUUAUAUCAACACAGGUGUAUGUAAGCUUAUAUUUGUGACAUUAUAAGAGAUAAAGUUUGUUUUUGGAAGCAAUUUCCUCUACUUAAAGUUUUGAUUAUGAGGAAUAAAAAAAUACCACACCCCUGUUCACUACCACUAGUACUGAACAGCACAGGCAGAGUUUGACAUUUGCUCUGGGGGGGCAAACAUUUUUUUAAUGACGUCAGUAUACAGUCAAACUAUUGCGUGGCAUAUUACACAUAUCACAGAAGACAAUAGUGCCAAACUUGCCAUAAAGUCAAACAACACAGCGCAACAAUUCAGUUUCUGACCACUUUGUACUAUACACACAACUGAAGUGCACUGGCAACCGCAAAGUUUAGGUCUGUUAAAAGUGAAAUAUCAUUUGUUUAUAUUGUACUGGUAGACAUUCAUUUUCCAUGUACCCUGUUAAAACGUUAAGUGUACACAUGAACUGAUUUCGUGUUGAAUUGAAAACUAUAUAAUAUGCAUACUCACUCAUCCAACUUAUAAGCGUGCACGCAAUUAGUAAAUGCUCAGCAACAGUGUCGCCUGUUGUUACAGUAGGCUUGUAAAAUAUGUGUGUAUUAAGUAACCAGUGUCCUACCUAAUGGAGAAGUAAAUGCCUU
Messenger RNA from Lampris incognitus (smalleye Pacific opah), 4523 nucleotides. RefSeq names its product E3 ubiquitin-protein ligase ZFP91-like. Lineage: Eukaryota; Metazoa; Chordata; Actinopteri; Lampriformes; Lampridae. Bases 102 to 2021 code for a protein of 639 amino acids. Gene Ontology annotation, molecular function: transcription coregulator activity. Gene Ontology annotation, biological process: regulation of transcription by RNA polymerase II. The transcript has 11 exons. The record is from RefSeq and is a predicted model, not a curated record. Gene Ontology annotation, cellular component: nucleus.